UCAGACAUAUCUCUUUGCUUUGCUUUUAUAUAUGGCAAGGGGCACCGGCCGGCAACAAGCAAUCCAUUCAUCUCAGAUCUCAACUACAUCCCCUCCUGGUGUUCUCUUCUCAGCUUGGAUCCCGCACCAACUGUUCAUCUUCAAGCUUGGAUCUCUAAUCAGGCUUUUCUCCAAGCAAUGGCCACCGGAGGUAUAACCAUAGAAACCAUACCAGAGGAACUUCCACUUGACUUUCUGAAGAAAAUUACGAAUAACUUCUCCAGCGACAGUGAUCAUCUGAUUGGAACAGGAUCAUUUGGGUCAGUUUAUAGGGGGUUUCUGGAUAAUGGCGAGGUGAUUGCUGUGAAGAAACUCGGGGAAGAAUCACCUGUGCCACGUGACAAAGUAUUUGCAAAUGAGGUUAAGAAUAUUAUGGUGCUCGAACAUGAAAAUAUUGUCAAGUUGAUAGCAUACUGCUAUGACACAAACAACAGAUUGGUGCUGAGCAAUGGAAGACACAUUAUUGCAGAGAUUACUGAAACUUUACUCUGCUAUGAAUACUUAGCUAAGGGCGGCCUCGACAAGAAUCUUUUCGGUGAACCCAGUAUUGACUGGGAUACACGGUUCAAAAUAAUAAAGGGGAUUUGUGAAGGUGUACAUUUUAUACAUACCUUACCUAGUCCCAUUCUCCAUUUGGGUCUGAAGACUCAAAAUAUAUUGCUGGAUGACAACUUGACACCAAAACUUUCGGAUUUUGGAUUCGCCAGAAUAUUUGGGGAAGAAUACACCCGAAUAAACACAAGAAGUGUUGUGGGACAUGUUGGAUACAUGGCCCCAGAGUAUCUAUAUAAUGGUGAAAUCUCGGCCCGUUCGGACAUAUAUAGUUUAGGCCUAAUUAUAUUGGAGAUCUGCACGAAAGAGAAGAAUAGUUCCAGCACUGACCAGAAGCAUGCAAGGAAAUAUAUUGACGGGGUAAAAAAACAUUGGUUCCAAAUAGAACAAAUAAUGGCCGAGUAUUCCGAUUUAGAAGAACAUUGUUUUGACCAAAUAGAAGGCUGCAUACAUAUUGGACUAGAAUGUGUGGAGCUUGAUCAGAAGAAGAGACCUUCCAUAGAGCACAUUGUGAACAAGCUCAAUAAUCUCCCAACUGAGAAUAGUUAAUUCCAUUAGAUUGUAAGACAAUAUACUAUGAUAGGUUAGCAAGUGCCUACGUACAAAGCCACACUCGUGUCAUUUUUUAAGUUUUAAGAAUGAUUAAAAUUCAUUCCUAUGUGGUUAUUGGAAGGAAGUUAAACAAGCGAAAGGGUUGACUAAGAGCA
Triticum aestivum (bread wheat) is the source of this 1298-nucleotide messenger RNA. RefSeq names its product cysteine-rich receptor-like protein kinase 25. The record is from RefSeq and is a predicted model, not a curated record. Bases 178 to 1140 code for a protein of 320 amino acids. Gene Ontology annotation, molecular function: protein kinase activity; ATP binding. NCBI's taxonomy places the organism in Eukaryota, Viridiplantae, Streptophyta, Magnoliopsida, Poales, Poaceae. The transcript is spliced from 7 exons. Gene Ontology annotation, biological process: protein phosphorylation.